Messenger RNA from Scophthalmus maximus (turbot), 4546 nucleotides. RefSeq names its product K(lysine) acetyltransferase 2A (gene kat2a). Gene Ontology annotation, cellular component: histone acetyltransferase complex; nucleus. Gene Ontology annotation, molecular function: protein binding; histone H3 acetyltransferase activity. Bases 430 to 2823 code for a protein of 797 amino acids. The record is from RefSeq and is a predicted model, not a curated record. Gene Ontology annotation, biological process: positive regulation of transcription by RNA polymerase II; chromatin remodeling. NCBI's taxonomy places the organism in Eukaryota, Metazoa, Chordata, Actinopteri, Pleuronectiformes, Scophthalmidae. The transcript has 18 exons.
UUUCUCGACUACACACGUAACUGUCGUCGACACCGUAAAUAUGAAGACCGAUGACAACACGUCCUGGAUGAUAAUAAUUCAAAAAUAAAACAGAAAAAUGGGCGCAACUGAAGAUCUGUGCCGUGGCUGCUGACAGCUUGUUCGCCACGGCACGUCAUUUUUGCGUGUUGAAAGCAAGUGAUUGAAACAAUUUCGCGUGUUGUAGUUCUGCUUGGAUCGGGUCAGAUAAUCAGCUUCAAGCCUUAAAUCACUGGUGUCUGCUCGCGGUGUCUCUGCCUGUUGUUGAACUCAUCUGUCUUACUGAGAAAUAUCAUUCCACGUCGAGACUCUGUCGUGGUCUCCAAUUUUCCGACGGCCAGUAAAGGCACCGUACAAGCUAAACCCAGACCGGAGCAGAGAGGACGAGUCGAGCGAGCGAGCAGCGUGGAUAUGUCGGAUCCGGCGGCGCAGGCCUUGCAACCCCGGCUCCUCCAAGCCCAGUCCGCCGGCUCGGCCGGGUCCAGUACGGCCGCGACGGGCUCCGGGGCCGGGAACAGCGACCCGGCCAGACCGGGACUCAGCCAGCAGCAGCGCGCGAGCCAGAAGAAGGCGCAAGUCCGAGCUUUCCCGCGGGCGAAGAAGCUCGAGAAACUUGGCGUAUUCUCCGCUUGCAAGGCCAGUGACACCUGCAAGUGCAAUGGAUGGAAAAACCCCAAUCCCCCAUCGGCCACACGGAUGGACCUGCAGCCACAAGCGGCCAGUCUGAGCGAGCCGUGCCGCAGCUGUGGACAUGCCCUGGCUGAUCAUGUCUCCCACCUGGAGAACGUGUCCGAGGAUGAGAUCAACCGGCUGCUGGGGAUGGUGGUGGACGUGGAGAACCUCUUUAUGUCCGUACACAAAGAGGAGGACACUGACACCAAGCAGGUCUACUUUUACCUCUUCAAGCUUCUAAGGAAGUGCAUCCUGCAGAUGAGCCAGCCGGUCGUGGAGGGUUCCCUGGGAAGUCCACCCUUCGAAAAGCCCAACAUUGAGCAGGGGGUCUUGAAUUUUGUCCAGUACAAGUUCAGCCACCUGGCACCGAAGGAAAGGCAGACCAUGUUUGAACUGUCCAAGAUGUUCCUCCUGUGCCUCAAUUACUGGAAGCUGGAGACGCCGACGCAGUAUCGCCAACGCACACAGAAAGACGACGGGACGGCGUACAAAGUCGACUACACCAGGUGGCUGUGCUACUGCCACGUCCCCCAGAGUAACGACAGUCUGCCGCGCUACGAGACCACGCACGUGUUCGGCCGCAGCCUGCUCAAGUCCAUCUUCACCGUGACCCGGCGCCAGCUCCUGGAGAAGUUCAGAGUGGAGAAGGAUAAACUGCUUCCGGAGAAACGCACCCUCAUUCUCACGCACUUCCCCAAAUUUCUGUCCAUGCUGGAGGAGGAAAUAUACGGCGAGAAUUCACCAAUCUGGGAGGCCGACUUCACCAUGCCUGCCUCCGAUGGCACACAGCUGGGACAUCAGACAGUGAUCAGUCCUGCUGCAGUGGCAGGCUCCCCUGCUCUGUCUAAAGGCCUGGGCAGCAUCUCCUCUCUGGGCACCAUGGACCCUGGAGGUUCUGAGACCUCGACAGGAGAGAAGCGUAAACUUCCAGAGGCGUUGACCCUGGAGGACGCGAAGCGAAUACGCGUGAUGGGAGACAUCCCGAUGGAGCUGGUUAAUGAAGUCAUGAUGACGAUCACUGACCCUGCUGCGAUGCUCGGUCCAGAGACUAAUCUGCUCACGCCAAACGCCGCCCGCGACGAGACGGCCAGGCUCGAGGAGAGGCGGGGCAUCAUAGAGUUCCACGUCAUCGGUAAUUCGCUUUCCCAGAAGUCCAACAAGAAGAUCCUGAUGUGGCUGGUCGGCCUGCAGAACGUCUUCUCUCAUCAAUUACCUCGCAUGCCCAAAGAGUACAUCACACGGCUGGUGUUUGACCCGAAGCACAAGACCCUUGCCCUCAUCAAAGACGGCCGCGUCAUCGGAGGCAUCUGUUUUAGGAUGUUUCCCACUCAGGGAUUCACGGAGAUCGUCUUCUGUGCCGUCACAUCCAAUGAGCAAGUUAAGGGCUACGGCACCCACCUGAUGAACCACCUGAAGGAGUACCACAUCAAACACAACAUCCUCUAUUUCCUCACUUACGCCGACGAAUAUGCCAUCGGCUACUUCAAAAAGCAGGGCUUUUCCAAAGACAUCAAAGUGCCGAAGAGUCGAUACCUGGGAUACAUCAAAGACUACGAGGGAGCGACACUCAUGGAGUGCGAGCUGAACCCGAGGAUCCCCUACACCGAGCUCUCUCAUAUCAUUAAAAGACAGAAGGAGAUCAUUAAGAAGCUGAUAGAAAGGAAACAGACGCAGAUCAGGAAGGUUUACCCUGGUCUCACCUGCUUCAAAGAGGGCGUGCGACAGAUCCCAGUAGAGAGCAUUCCAGGCAUAAGAGAGACGGGCUGGAAACCCAGCAACAAGGACAAAGGGAAGGAGGUGAAAGACCCUGACGUGUUGUACAACAUGCUGAAGAACCUCCUGGCCCAGGUGAAGACUCACCCUGACGCGUGGCCCUUCAUGGAGCCAGUGAAGAAAUCCGAGGCUCCAGAUUACUACGAAAUCAUCCGCUUUCCCAUCGACCUGAAGACAAUGACAGAGAGACUGAAGAACAGAUACUACGUGACCAAGAAGCUUUUCAUCGCCGACCUGCAGCGGAUCAUCACCAACUGUCGCGAGUACAACCCUCCGGACAGUGAAUACUGCAAGUGUGCCAACACCCUGGAGAAGUUCUUCUACUUCAAAUUAAAAGACGGCGGCCUGAUCGAGAAAUAAACAAGGCCGCAGAAUUGCGCUGCCACACACACAUCAAUAUAAAGCAGAUCACAAGGAAACAACAACAGCUAGCUAUUGUCAUAUCUGAGUUAAUAAGAAGGUAUGUACACACACUGACGACGUUCACAAGGUAAAUGUUGGACUCAGAACAAACACGAUCAUGAUGGUUUGUUUGGAAAUAUCAGAGCCAGUUGAGCAUCAGUGUCAAAAUGGCAUUAACUUUUCUCCUUAAAGUUAUCUCAUUCUUUUCCUUUUCCAGUAUUCACUAACACACAUUUCAUUAAGUGUACCAAAGUUAUAGGUCCAAGUUAUGAGCGUAACGAUAUCACUCUUUUCCCACUGUUAUUUAUGGUGUGAGUCACCUUAUUGUGUCGCGUUCGAUGCCAUUCGUUCAUUCCAGUUUGUUUUAAAACGUCGUCACUCUAGUGUAGUGUAGAGUUCUGUUCACAGACAACUGGACCUCGGGACCUAAAGCCGCGUUGCCUUCCGUUACUGACAGACACUUUUGACAUCCCGGCUGUUUUCGUGGGUUUAAAGAAACUAAAUGUUCUUCUUUUAACACUAGCAACACUUACUUGUGAAAAAAAAGACGGCAGCACUCUUGGCUGUUUAGAGUGCAGAAACAAUUGCAGAGAAAUAAAUCUAAUACAGUUGAUAAAGUUGUUUAUGUAAGGCAAAUACUGUACGUUUGAAGGUUUGUUUUUCUUUUCAUUCCUGCAAAAAAAAAAAAGGAUUUAUUAUUUGGGAUCCAGCAACAACAAUCUCAGUAUUAUUCUAAAGAUGAUCCGUUAUGAGAAUAGUUUAGCACUUGUGUGCUAAACCAAAUAAAAAAAUCCCAAAUUAUUGCCUUCAAGAAAACAAGAUGCUUAUUUAUUAAAUAUACAUACUGUUUAUGCAGCGUUCUCCACUGGCAGGGUUUUUAUUCCAAACAAUUUAGCAUGAGGUCACACAUUAGCAUUUAGCUUUUACCAUCAUGCUUUGCAGGUAGAUACUGUAGCUGUUGGCACUGAUUUGAUAUGUAGUUCACUCACACCCACACAUGCUAAAUAGUCUAUUUUGUGUCGGGCCACAUUUUAUUUGUGGCGUCACAGGUUUACUCGGAUAGUUUUAUGUUAAGUUCCCAACUUGGUGGGGACGAGGUUUUUAACCAGCAAGUCUUCAUCUGGCUUUAGGAGAGGAGGUAACUCUCACCAUACACAAGCUGCAGCAGGUGCUCGUGCAUGACGGACAGUUUACAAUUUGCAUUCACAAAAAACAAUCCGACUCGAAGGCUUUUCUUGUUGCAGGUUUUGUUUUGACCGAGUUACAGACGUUGUGAUGAGAUGUUGGGAGCCAAUCAGUGUCAAAGUGCUUCCUGAGUACUUCCACUGAGAGGAAGUAGCUGUCCAAUGCUUUUUGAGCCUGCUCACUGAAUGUUCAUUGACUCGUGUGUUUGUUAGUUUGUUUGUGUGAGUGGAUGUUUAUUUUGUACUUGAAUCAUGACUACGCUUUGAAACUACUGGAGUGAUGUCAGUGUUGCAUUAUUCAGGGUUGUCGGUUGCGUACUUUCUUCCUCAGUCAAGUCAACCUAUGCUGCAUUUCAGAUUUUCUAAUACAAAGGUCAGUCUGAGUGAACUCUUUCACCCGUUUCAGGACGGCUAUGGUCUCCGGUUGUGGUAUAAAUGCCAUUUUACCAUAACUAUAAUACUGUUCCAUGACAAUAAAGUUUUGUUUUUAUAAAUUA